Messenger RNA from Mauremys mutica (yellowpond turtle), 4108 nucleotides. It is a transcript of the gene LRCH2, whose product is annotated as leucine rich repeats and calponin homology domain containing 2. Bases 390 to 2459 code for a protein of 689 amino acids. Gene Ontology annotation, molecular function: protein binding. The transcript has 24 exons. NCBI's taxonomy places the organism in Eukaryota, Metazoa, Chordata, Testudines, Geoemydidae. The record is from RefSeq and is a predicted model, not a curated record.
CCUGGACCGGGCCCUGGAGGAGGCGGCCAGCUCGGGCAUCCUCUGCCUCAGCGGCAGGAAGCUCCGCGACUUCCCCGGCGGCGGCUACGACCUGAGCGACACCACGCAAGCAGCCUCCCCUAUUGUUGAUCUGUCCUCAUCAAAGCUGACAGAUGUCAUCAGGAGUGACACAAACAUUGGGCGCCAUUGUGAAACUGGAAGACUAAUAAUUGAAUCCAGAUGCUUGCCAAGAAUUUCCAUUUACUUCAGAUUAUUUUGGAAGAAGAAGCUGUUUACCUAAACUGACAAGAUGAGGUUAAGAACUCCCUGAAGAUACACAAAUGUAUAAAGAAAUACAAAGGCCUGACUCUUUCCCAGUCUUCCCGUUUUCUUGAAGAAAAAAAUUAUUCAUGAAUGAAAAAUCUGUACUGGAAAAGAUACUGUAUCUUUCAAAGAACAGAUUUACUGAAAUUCCUCCAGAUGUCUGGCUGUUUGCACCACUUGAGACUUUAAAUUUGUAUCACAACUGCAUCAAAUCCAUUCCUGAAGCCAUCAAAAAUCUGCAGAUGUUAACAUAUCUUAAUAUUAGUCGAAAUCUUUUAGCAACAUUGCCAAAAUACCUGUUUGACCUGCCUCUUAAAGUUUUGGUUGUCAGUAAUAAUAAGCUGGUAUCCAUUCCAGAAGAAAUUGGAAAGUUAAGAGACCUGAUGGAGUUGGAUAUCAGCUGCAAUGAGAUUCAGGUCCUUCCCCAGCAAAUAGGAAAACUCCAGUCACUUAGAGAACUAAACAUUAGAAGAAAUAAUCUCCAUGUGUUGCCAGAUGAAUUGGGAGACCUUCCCUUGGUAAAGCUGGAUUUUUCUUGUAAUAAAAUUACAGAGAUCCCAAUUUGUUACAGGAAAUUACGUCAUUUACAAGUAAUAAUUUUGGAUAACAAUCCAAUGCAGAUACCACCGGCACAGAUAUGUUUAAAGGGCAAAGUUCACAUAUUUAAAUUCCUCAGUAUUCAAGAAUGCCUCAGAAUAGAUAAAAAACCAGAUUCCUUAGAUCUUCCAUCACUGGGUAAAAGAAUCCCAUCCCAGCCACUCACAGACAGUAUGGAAGACUUUUAUCCCAAUAAAAAUCAUGGUCCUGACUCUGGCAUUGGCAGUGAUAAUGGGGAUAAAAGAUUGUCUACAACUGAACCGUCUGAUGAUGACACAAUCAGCCUUCACUCUCAGGUAUCAGAAUCGACGAGGGAACAGACGUUAAGGAAUGACAAUCAUUUAAUAGGAAGUAAAUUUGACUCACAUAAAGACCAGGAGGUGUAUGAUUACAUUGACCCUAACACAGAAGAUGCAGCUAUUCCUGAGCAAGGAGAUGUACAAAUGGGACCAUUUGUCUCUUAUGUUAAGGAACGAGGAAAACACCCUGAGAAAUUGCAGAAAAUAGAAGGGAAUGAUGAGUGGGGAGAUGAAAAAAGGCUUCAGAAAGAGCAGCUAUUGGCAGAAGAAUAUGAUGAAUUGAAAGAAGUGACUGACUUGAGAAAAAUAGCAGCUCAGCUACUGCAACAAGAGCAGAAAAACAGACGGAGACCAUUAACCUAUAGAACUUCAUUCAGUGAAAAACUCUUCCAGAGGACGAGGGCUGCAGGACGUGCAUCCAGGCUUCUUAAUCAUUCGACCUCAGUAAGCACAAGAAACAGGCCAAAGCAGACCGUGGAAUCUGAAAAAAGUGUCUCAACAGAUGAAACAAAUUCUCCAGUGUCUCCUUACAGAUGGCAGCCACUAGAGAAUCAAAAGGAUCUGACAGAUGAGCAGCACUGGCCAGAAACACAGCCUGUUAUCUGGCAGAAUGAAGAGAGGAGGAGGAGCAAACAAGUUAGAAAGGAAUAUUUCAAGUACAAGUCUUCCAGAAAGAGUUCAAGUGGAAAUGAAAAUGAUGAGCAAGACAGUGAUAAUACUAAUGUGUCCCCACAGUCUCCUGUAUCAUCUGAGGAUUAUGAAAGGACAGACAGUAACUCUCAUGGUCCGUUUGGUCUCAAACCUAGGUCAGCUUUCAGCCGUUCCUCUCGCCAGGACUCUGGAGUAGUGGACCCUGGAUUUACAAUGAGGAGGAAAAUGGAGCAUUUAAGGGAAGAAAGGGAACAAAUAAGACAUCUUCGCAAUAAUCUUGAAUCGAGGCUAAAAGUCAUUUUGCCAGAUGAUAUUGGAGCAGCAUUGAUGGAUGGGGUUGUUCUUUGCCAUUUAGCCAAUCACAUAAGGCCACGUUCUGUUGCAAGUAUUCAUGUACCAUCACCAGCAGUGCCUAAACUCAGUAUGGCAAAGUGCAGAAGAAAUGUUGAAAACUUUCUUGAUGCUUGUAAAAAAUUGGGCGUGCCACAGGAAAGGCUUUGCCUGCCUCAUCACAUUUUGGAGGAAAGGGGUCUAGUGAAAGUUGGUCUUACAGUUCAGGCUCUGCUUGAACUACCUUCAUCUAAAGCAUCCCAGCUUUCUUCUGUGUAACAUGACUUUUGGAAACCAGACAACUUAUCAUGGAUCUAUUGAUUUAGAUUGCUGCCAAGCAAUUCAGCUUCCUCAAUGGGAACAUCCAAGCCAUCAGAAGUAGUUUCUGCCCAGACACUUUAGACAGAGCCUUAUUUUGGAGGGACAUGUAAAACUUUGAUUUCAAACUGACUGUUACCUGAAUAUACAGUUAUACUGAUGUUUUAAAACUUGGAUGCACAAGAGAUUUUUAACAACAUCAGAUUCUCUGUCCAGGUAAUAUAAGUUCUAAGUUUCCCAUUAAUGUUUCAUUAUAUUAUUUUUAAAAGCUGGAUUUUUUUUUACUACAUUGAAAAUGUUGUUUAGUUCUGUUUUAUAAAGGAUAACAUCACCCCCCCACCCCAAACAAAGCCCUACUAGAAAAAGUUUGUCAAUCAUUUGGGUUAAAUGUAAAGAUAAAACAAAAACCAGCUACAGUAUGAUAAUGAAAAUCUGAGUGACAGAUCACAUUUAAUCCAUUUUUGUUUCAUAUAGCUCUAUAUUUGAGUUCUUUAUUUCUUGCACUUCUGACUGUAAUUUAUAUACUUCUAACAUCUCCAGUAUUUAGUUGGAUGUAUGGUAAUUACACAAAACAUUAUAUAGGAAAAAGGUGUUUUUUCCAAUCUUCUAAGUUUGUGCCAAACUAUUUUUUCAGUUGUACGGUAGAUUGUUUACAUGUGAAGUGCCUGUGUAAUUGAUGACUCUUAAUAGUCUUAAAUGUUUUUGCAAUUUCUUUGUCUGAAAUAGAUACAAUGGGAAUUUUAAUAUUUUAAUAGUUUUUCUUAAGGUCAGUAAUAUGUGAAGAUUUAAAUGAUGCUUCACAUUUUUUUGUGUUAGGUGUUUUAAGUUGCACAAUUUGAUUAUGUUUAAUGAUUGGAAAAUAAUGUAAAUACAUUUUAUUUAUGCUAUUUAAUUUGAUAAUACCCAAUCACUUUUCUUCUAAUGUAUUGUUAACAAAAAUUGUCACUUUGAGUUAUUUUCCGUCUUUGAGACAAACCAUGACGUCCAUAGUUAAAUAAGAAAUGUAUGGACUAGUGAUGCAUACAUAAUAAUCAUUAAGGAUGUUUUGAUAAAGCUGCCAAAAUCUCAGGUUUAUGCUGUGACUUUCAGGAUUUUACAUCAUGUUGUUCCUGAUUUUGCAUUAGUUUUUUUUACAGUAACAUCACCACAAGUUAGAUUAAAAAAAAUUCAAGCUAGGAAUCUUUAUAUUUUUCAGUGUUUACACGUUUGUUGAGAGGGACUUAUUUUGGAAAUAACCACCUGCAUGACAUACCGCAUCAUCACUUUGCACCAAUGCUUCUCAUUUGCACCAGUGUCACCAAUUAUCAACAGUUAAGUCUGUGCUGAGAAUAUCAAACUCUCGGGGACAAAUGUUUAAAAAAAAAAAAUUAAAUCCCCGCAACAGAAGCUUUGUUGAACUUCUGGGUUUAAGUACUUGUUUGAUUCUACAACUUUUCUGACUGAUAUUUUUCCCACAGAGUUCUGAGAUAUUUUAAGAUUGAUGGACAGUUGACUCCCUUUCUUUCUGUCUCUUUCCCUUCCUCCCAAACAAGUUUACCUUCUUAGUAAAUAUUUAGUAUCAGAGGGGUAGCUGUGUUAGUCUGGAUCUGUAAAAGCAGCAAAGAGUCUUG